UUUAUUUUUACAUUUUAGGGAACUACUAGGAUUUGGUAUUUUCUUAUUCUUUCCUGUUGGAUACUCUAUUUGAAGGAGGGCAGCUUGGUAGCCCCAUAGCCUUUUCUAAUGUGGCAAGAAGCGAUGAGAAGACGCCGCUAUUUCCUGGACAGAGCAGAAGAUGUGGCUAUUAGACAAGAGCAGCAAAAGUCAAGGGACUGGCUUUAUGAGUCCUAUUACUGCAUGAGCCAACAGCACCCACUGAUCGUGUUUCUGCUGCUCAUUGUUAUGGGAGCCUGCCUGGCACUGUUGGCUGUCUUCUUUGCUUCUGGUCUGGCAAUUGAAGACCACGUGGCAUUUGUAAUAACAGUACCAACAGCUAUAGCUAUUUUCUUUGCUAUAUUUGUCCUGGUCUGUAUAGAAUCAGUCUUCAAGAAGCUUCUCCGUGUGUUCUCUUUGGUCAUCUAUAUAUGUCUGGUUGCUAUGGGAUAUCUUUUCAUGUGUUUUGGAGGUAUCAUAUCACCCUGGGAUCAGGUAUCCUUUUUUUUAUUCAUUAUUUUUGUGGUGUACACCAUGCUUCCAUUCAAUAUGCGAGAUGCAAUAAUCGCCAGUGUUCUGACCUCAGCAUCCCAUACAGUAGUGCUUAGCGUUUACCUAUCUACUUCAGGAGAUGGGAAGGACCAUUUGGUGUGGCAGAUACUGGCAAAUGUGAUUAUUUUUAUCUGUGGCAACUUGGCAGGAGCUUACCACAAGCAUCUAAUGGAACUAGCUUUGCAGCAAACAUAUCAAGAUACUUGUAAUUGCAUUAAAUCCCGCAUUAAACUGGAGUUUGAAAAACGCCAGCAGGAACGCCUUCUUCUUUCUUUACUGCCUGCUCACAUUGCAAUGGAAAUGAAAGCAGAGAUUAUUCAAAGAUUACAAGGACCUCGGGCUGGCCAACUAGAAAAUACUAAUAAUUUUCACAAUUUGUACGUGAAGAGGCACACCAAUGUAAGUAUCUUGUAUGCUGAUAUUGUUGGGUUCACUCGAUUGGCCAGUGAUUGUUCCCCAGGAGAGCUAGUGCACAUGCUGAAUGAGUUAUUUGGAAAGUUUGAUCAGAUUGCCAAGGAAAACGAAUGUAUGAGAAUCAAAAUCUUAGGUGACUGCUAUUACUGUGUGUCUGGACUGCCAAUCUCUCUUCCAAAUCAUGCUAAAAACUGUGUCAAAAUGGGAUUGGAUAUGUGUGAAGCCAUAAAAAAAGUAAGAGAUGCCACCGGAGUUGACAUUAACAUGCGAGUUGGUGUACAUUCUGGAAAUGUACUUUGUGGAGUUAUUGGUUUACAAAAAUGGCAGUAUGACGUAUGGUCACACGAUGUUACUUUGGCAAAUCAUAUGGAAGCUGGAGGAGUUCCUGGCCGUGUUCACAUUACUUCGGUCACACUGGAACACUUGAAUGGUGCUUACAAAGUAGAGGAUGGUGACGGGCAUAUAAGAGACGCAUAUCUGAAGGAAAAUGGUGUGAUAACUUACCUUGUUAUAAACCCAAAGGCAGAAAGACGAAGUCCUCAGCACCACUUCAGACCCCGUCAUACCUUAGAUGGAGCAAAAAUGAGAGCGUCUGUCCGGAUGACACGAUACUUGGAGUCGUGGGGAGCUGCUAAGCCAUUUGCUCAUCUGCACCACCGGGACAGCAUGACAACCGAAAAUGGCAAGAUUAGUACCAUAGAUAUGCCCAUGGGUCAAUAUCAUUUCCAGCGUCGAACUGAAAGAACUAAAUCACAGAAAAAGAGGUUUGAAGAAGAAGUAAAUGAAAGAAUGAUUCAAGCUAUUGAUGGCAUAAAUGCACAGAAGCAAUGGCUGAAAUCUGAGGAUAUACAAAGAAUAUCAUUAUUGUUCCAUAACAAAACGCUUGAAAAAGAAUACAGGGCGACUACACUGCCAGCCUUCAAGUAUUAUGUGACAUGUGCGUGUCUUAUAUUUUUCUGCAUCUUCAUUGUACAAAUUCUGGUAUUACCAAAAACAUCUACUCUUGGAAUUUCCUUUGGGGCUGCAUUUCUGUUAUUAGCAUUCACUCUCUGUAUAUGUUUUGCUGGACAACUCUUGCAAUGCAGCAAAAAGGCAUCGGCUUCAUUUUUGUGGAUUUUAAAAUCAUCGGGAUUAAUUUUGAACAGACCGUGGCCUAGAAUUACUCUUACAGUGACAACUACCACAAUAAUUUUGACUAUGGCAGUGUUUAACAUGUUUUUCCUGGAUGACUCUGUUACAAGUAUCAGCCCAGCAUCCAACUGGUCCAAUGAAAGUGUACCUGAAUCAACAGAAGGAAAGCAAUGGCUUGUACAAAAUAACUAUUUUUUUCUGCCCUACUUUAUAUACAGUUGUAUUCUUGGAUUUGUUUCUUGUUCUGUCUUCCUACGGAUAAACUAUGAACUGAAGGUGACAAUCAUGCUGAUUGCACUUGUGGUUUACAAUGUCAUCCUCCUUCAUACACAUGCACCUAUGCUUGAAGCCUACAGCAGGUACCUGUAUGCAACCGUAUCUCUAGAAAGGCCUGGUGUACUAAAAGACUUGAAGACAAUGGGAUCUUUUUCUCUCUUUAUAUUUUUUGUCACCUUGCUUGUCCUUGGCAGACAGAAUGAAUAUUACUGUAGGUUAGACUUCUUGUGGAAGAACAAGUUCAAUAAAGAGCGGGAAGAAAUAGAGACCAUGGAGAACCUUAAUCGAGUAUUAUUGGAAAAUGUGCUUCCUGCACAUGUGGCUGAACACUUUCUAGCACGGAACCUUAAAAAUGAGGAGUUAUAUCAUCAGUCAUAUGACUGUGUUUGUGUAAUGUUUGCAUCUAUACCAGAUUUCAAGGAAUUUUAUACAGAAUCGGAUGUCAAUAAAGAAGGUCUGGAAUGUCUGAGAUUGCUAAAUGAGAUAAUCGCAGACUUCGAUGAUUUAUUGUCUAAACCAAAAUUCAGUGGUGUUGAAAAGAUCAAGACUAUAGGAAGCACUUACAUGGCAGCUACAGGACUUAGUGCAACUCCAAAUCAGGAAUACAGUCAGGAAACAGACAGACAGUACAUGCACAUAGGAACUAUGGUGGAGUUUGCUUUUGCACUUAUUGCAAAACUUGAUGUGAUAAACAAACAUUCAUUCAAUGACUUCAUGCUUAGAGUGGGUAUCAACCAUGGACCAGUCAUAGCUGGAGUUAUUGGAGCUCAAAAACCACAAUAUGACAUCUGGGGUAAUACUGUAAAUGUUGCAAGCAGAAUGGACAGCACAGGUGUUUUAGGUAAAAUACAGGUUACAGAGGAAACAUGUAAUGUUUUAUCAGCUCUGGGAUAUGUUUGCACUUGCAGGGGGAUUAUCAAUGUUAAAGGAAAAGGAGAGUUGAAAACAUAUUUUGUACAUACUGAAAUGACAAGAUCAUUGUCACAAGGCAAUGUGGCAUCAUGAGUGUUGGGAGAUAUUGAAAAAAAACAAUCCUCUUCAAUGUCUGCUACAGUAGUCUGGCAUUAAAACAGUAUUUGUUUACACCACUAUCACCUGCACCAUAUGGACGUGUUAACCAGUUGUGUCUCAUAACCAGUGACACAUUAGGAUCACCCAUUCUCCAUAACCUCCCUCAUAUUCUUUACGAGAGACUCUUAGGGCCAGUUUUGUACAAAAUGUAUCAAAUGUUUAAUUGUCAUUGUCUUUUGUAAAGUUAACUAAUUCAUUAAAAGUUUAUACUGUUUCAUAUUUAUUUCAGUGUUUAUAACCUAACUUUUAAUAAACUGAUUAUUUUUCACAA
Molecule: messenger RNA, 3733 nt
Organism: Spea bombifrons (plains spadefoot toad)
Lineage: Eukaryota; Metazoa; Chordata; Amphibia; Anura; Pelobatidae
Gene: ADCY2
Product: adenylate cyclase 2
Exons: 25
Coding region: 109-3396 (1095 amino acids)
Biological process (GO): adenylate cyclase-activating G protein-coupled receptor signaling pathway; adenylate cyclase-inhibiting G protein-coupled receptor signaling pathway; cAMP biosynthetic process
Cellular component (GO): plasma membrane
Molecular function (GO): adenylate cyclase activity
Source: RefSeq, a predicted model, not a curated record